CACAGACUAGUUGAGAGCGCGCAAACAUGCUCUCGGCAAAAGUUGAACGCUACUAACAUUAGCGUUAAUAAAUGCACCUUUUUGUGCAAUUGACUCGAAUUUAUAACUUUAUGAGGCUAUCGGAGGGCCCGUGUUACCAAAGAUGGAAAUAUUUAGAGACGAGACAGAGUUUACAGAUAUUCACAUGGUUCAAAGGGUCGUGGAUUUGUUUGAGAAUCGUUCUGGUUUUCAAAGGAUAGUCAGACUUGGCCUUAUUGCGAAUAUGAAUUACGACAAUGAUUCAGACGAGGAUGGUUAUAGAGCUGACAGCUGGGCACACGAUCGUAACCAUAUCCGUGGAUACCCAGGGCUCUCUGACAGUCGUGAUAGAGGAUUAGGUGGGAACCAUACACGGCCCCAUUCUGUUUGUGUCCCUCCAAUGCAUUACUACACCUCUUCCUGUGAGGUUCCCAGCCCGUCUUCUGUAAAAGUUACGACAAAGGAGAGUGACUCUGAAAGAAAAGCCAGAUUAUUAGAAGAAGAGAAAAAAAGUAAAGAAAAGGCUGAGAGGAAGAGACUUAAGAAACAGAACCGGAAGGAAAGAAAACGGCUUGAGAAGUUGGAGAAGGAAAAACAGAACCCUAAAAGAUACACCGAGGAAAAAGAUGAUGCACAGCAGUCUAAAGCAGAGGAAAGCAAACCAGCAAACGAUGAAUCCAAAAACAAUACAGGUGUCAGUGUUAAACAGUUGGCUUCAGCUAAAGAUAUAGACAGCAGUGACAGUAGUGAAGACGAAUCCAGUGAUGAAGAUAGCGUCACCAAGAAUGACUUGGGCGACUGUGAGGAGGAACUUGACAUGACAAGCACGUUUGUGAGUAAAGCUGCUCUUAUAGCCAAACGUAAAUUAGAGAAGAAGCCCAAGCCUGAGAAGAGAGAGAAGAAGAAGACCCCGGUCAAAGAAGAACCUAAAACCGUCCCUGACAAACUUAAUGAAGUCCCAGAGGUUGAGAAGCAGGCCUCUGCUGCUUCUGUCACCCACAGUCAUGAAGAAAAUAUUAAAAUAAGUACUGAUCUUGCAGUUAUUGGAAAUAAGUUUGCAAGUGCUGGAGACUUUAAUAUGGCUGUGAAGUAUUUUACAGAUGCAAUAAAGUACAACCCUACAGAGUUUAAAUUGUUUGGCAAUCGUUCUUUCUGUUUUGAAAAGAUGCAAGAAUAUGAGAAGGCGCUGACUGAUGCAGAGUUGUCUCUCAGCAUGUGGCCUGGCUGGGUUAAAGGUCUGUUCAGGAAGGGCAGAGCUUUGGCAGGACUAAAGAGGUAUGAGGAGGCUGCCCGGGCCUUCAAGGAGGUUCUCAAGCUGGACACUUCAUGUGCAGAAGCUGCUCAGGAGCUGAUGCGGGUGCAGAUAACACAACUAAUGGAGUAUGGUUUCACUCGGGAGCAGAGCUCAAAUGCUUUAAUUAUUCACGGGACCGUAGAAAAGGCGCUAGAGGUGCUGACCAAAUUAAACCAUCGACCAGGAGCUUUUCAGAAUGGCCCUCUCCAACCGGCUCAAGUAGUAAAUGUCAGCGGAGUCUCUCCAGUCCUUUCAGCCAACACAGUCCCCGCUCCUCAUCCUCCUCCUCAGUCCAUGAAUGCACCAAAAACAGCAUUUAAGAACAAACCUUUAGGCCCAGUCCAUAAUAUGUCGAAUGUCCAGAGUCAACCAAAGCCAGUUUCUAACCAGGCCAUGAAGACCAACAGUGAAGACAGCCACCCACCACACAGGGAGCUGUUUCCAGUUUGGGUGGGAAACUUGACACACCCAGUAACAGAGUCCAUGAUAACCAAUGUGUUUAACAAGGUCGGGGUCGUCUAUAGUGUGAAGCUUCUGAUUUACAGACGAUGUGCCUUCGUAAACUUUACAAAACAAGAGCAUUGUGAUGAAGCAAUCCGACGCUUGCAUGGUUACGAGCUGAACGGCAUGAAGAUCGCUGUGAGGUAUCCGGACAGGAUUCCUCCAGGAAUGGGUAUUUCCAGAUCUGCCCUCAAAGCCGAAGACCUGCAGGAUGAGAAUAUGAGGCAGAACGAUUACGCUGGAGGCCGAAGACCUGUCCACCCUCACAGACACGUCCCAGACUUCAGAGGCAACCACAAGUACUGAAAGGACACAGAAUGCUUCUGAACAGGUCCCACUGUCCUUCACAAUAAAUGCAGAAUCACUUUGUCCAGUGCAGAUUAAUCGCAAGUAUCUACAGGGUUUUAAGUAUAACCAGUAUUUUUUAGUGGGCCACAGAAACCAAGGGUUAUUUUUUUUAAGAUGCAGUUGAAGUAUUAACACUGAAAAUACUGCUACUGAUCUAAACACGUGACCUUUUAUAGUUUUUGACUAAAAUGUAUACGUCAGCUGAUGAUUCAGGAUAUUAACCAGUGCUUAUUUAUGGCAAGAUUGUUAAAGCCUGACAGAUAUACUGGAGGUCGACAUUGGUAUUAUACAUUAUUAUAUUUUAAGUGUCAGUUCAACAGUCUGCAGUAAAGGUGCAUAUCACAGCUGAGCAAAAUGAUGGCAAGGUGUUUAAAAUAUAGUACAUGACCAAGUGCCGUAAAUAUGUUUAAUGCUGUUGAGACAUUUUCAGUCCUAAAUGAUGGUAUUAGCAUUAGGCCCCAGAGUCAAGUAUCACAUACGCUCUAAAAUAAUUAAGUCAUUUAUUUGCAGUUGAUUAACACACAGGUGCAGGAAUGGUUAUUGGUGUACUUAUUAGUGAUUUAAAUCUUAUUAUAUAUUACAAGAGCCUCACAUUUAUGGCCUUAAGUGAUUAUAUUCAGAUUAUUAUUCAUUAUUCACUCAUAAAAGUUGCACUUGUAUUAUGUCUUGCUUUAAACAAAACCUCACAAUGGCUGUUUGUAAUUUUAAUCCGUAAUUCAUAAAAUGACUUUACAGUUCAUCAGUGGUUAUUUGUGGCCUGACUUAUUUUUUUUAUUGAGAUGCAUUCAUUAAAUAUUGUGGAGUUUGUUUUCUUAAUUCAAGAAUUAAAGAUUGUUUUUCCUA
This is a messenger RNA of Plectropomus leopardus (leopard coralgrouper), 3004 nucleotides long. RefSeq lists its product as uncharacterized. The record is from RefSeq and is a predicted model, not a curated record. Gene Ontology annotation, molecular function: RNA binding; protein binding. Lineage: Eukaryota; Metazoa; Chordata; Actinopteri; Perciformes; Serranidae.